Messenger RNA from Aspergillus thermomutatus, 732 nucleotides. It is a transcript of the gene xanC, whose product is annotated as transcription factor xanC. The transcript has a single exon. Lineage: Eukaryota; Fungi; Ascomycota; Eurotiomycetes; Eurotiales; Aspergillaceae. The coding region runs from base 1 to 732 and encodes 243 amino acids. The record is from RefSeq and is a predicted model, not a curated record.
AUGAUGCGUCCACAGACCACAAAAGAGGAACAGUCCAGAGAUGACACCUCAAACGAGAAGCAGGACCCUAUUGAACGCAGAAGACUUCAAAAUCGGCUAUCUCAGAGGAAUCAUCGUCAGUGGAACCUUUACAGUGUUAAUGCCAUUCUCAUCAUACAUUCACUCACCCGCUCAAUAGGCCGCAAGAUCCGGGACAGGAUCGCCAAACUUCAAGAGCGUGUUAUCGCUAGCGAGCUCAGAGCUGUUGCAACUCUGAAUGGAUGGGACCAAGCGAGUCCUUCAGCGGCGUCGAUCACCGAAUCCAGGCCGCAAGGUGACUUUGAUAGCAGACCGUUGGCUUCUACUCCAGAAGGUCCAGCAAUUUUGAAUGCCCCCCAACGAAACGUCUCCUCCAGCCUUUGUCGUUCCUGCUGUAGUCUACUGGACCAGAUACCCGCGUCGUCGUCUCUACCUUCCCCACCUUCACCUCUGCCGUUUGACAUUGGACUCGCCAACGGGGUUGACCCUGCCAACUCAUCACCCUCUACUCUCUUGAACUCUUCUCCCUCCUCAUCUCAGCUCAGUCCUUUCAGCUUAGAUGCAUCUUUGAAUAUGACGGGGCUUCAUACUCCGAAUGAAUUCGGCUAUCCGCAAUAUCCUGACCCUCCAGGCUCCCAACAAUAUCCACAUUGCCCGCACUACUACGUAGCAACAGGUGAGACCUACACUGCCCUAGUGCCAAUGACCAAUUAG